UCAGCUUAGUGCGCCUGAAUGUGAGAUCUUACAGAAAACUUCAGAGAGAAAGAAGCAUUCUUGUUUUUCCCCCUGCUGUUUAUAUGCAUAUUACUUGGGAUUAAGAAAGCUCUGGACAAAUGGUUUGAGAAAAAAAAGCAACCUAAGCAGUAUGAACGUCCUGUCUCCAUCUGAGAUGAAGCAGCUUUGGAAGAUGGUCUUUCCGCUCCUUAUCCUCCUUUACUUAAUAGAAGCUGUCAAGUCUCAAGUAAAUCCAGGUGUGUGUCGGUCUCCAUUAGGAAUGUCUGUAGGACAGAUUUUAGAUGAAGACAUCUCAGCUUCCAGUCAGUGGUCUGACUCCACAGCAGCAAAAUAUGGCAGAUUGGACUGUGAGGAGGGAGAUGGUGCAUGGUGUCCUGAAAUCCCAGGAGAACCAGAGAAUAUGAAAGAGUUCCUGCAGAUUGAUCUCCGUUCUCUGCACUUUAUCACUUUGGUGGGCACUCAGGGUCGUCACGCAGGAGGCAUCGGUAAUGAGUUUGCUCAGACGUACAAGAUCAAAUACAGCCGUGAUGGCAGCCGCUGGAUCUCCUGGCGGAACAGGCAGGGCAAACAGGAGAUUGAGGGGAACAGGAAUGCCUAUGACAUUGUGCUAAAGGACUUGGAGCCGCCCAUCAUCGCACGGUUUGUCCGCUUCAUGCCCAUUAUCGAUCAUUCCAUGAACGUUUGCAUGCGUGUGGAACUGUACGGCUGUGAGUGGCUUGAUGGCUUGGUUUCAUAUAAUGCUCCACUUGGCCAGCAGAUGACUCUCAAUGGACAGUAUAUUUAUCUCAAUGAUUCUGUGUAUGACGGAGCCAUGAGUUACAGUAUGACAGAAGGUCUUGGACAACUGACGGAUGGCAUGUGUGGCCUAGAUGACUUCUCACAUAGUCAUGUGUACAAUGUUUGGCCUGGUUAUGACUAUGUUGGCUGGGCCAACGAGAGCUUUCCUAAUGGUUAUGUUGAGAUCAUGUUUGAGUUUGACCGCACCCGUAACUUCACCACAAUGAAGGUACAUUGCAACAACAUGUUCUCUCGAAGGGUGAAGACCUUCCAGAAGGUGGUGUGUUAUUUCCGCUCUGAGUCAGACUGGGAAGCCACGCCAAUUUCAUUCAGCCCUGUGAUGGACGAUGUCAACCCUAGUGCCCACUUUGUCACUGUCUCACUUUACAAUAAUAUGGCCAGUGCUAUUAAGUGCCAAUACUACUUUUCCGAUAUUUGGAUGAUGUUCAGUGAAAUCACCUUCCAGUCAGAUACAGCAAUGUAUAAUACAACCCUUGCUCCCCCCAAGACCGGUCCUCCCACCAGCAUCCAGCCAGGGGAUGACCCCACUCACAAAGUAGAUGACAGCAACACCCGGAUUCUGAUUGGCUGCUUGGUUGCCAUCAUCUUCAUCUUAGUGGCCAUUAUUGUUAUUAUACUAUGGAGACAAGUGUGGCAAAAGAUGCUUGAGAAGGUGUCUCGGAGGAUGCUGGAUGAUGAACUAACUGCUAGUCUGUCAAUACAGAGUGAGACCUUCACCUAUAACAACAACAGCCCCUCCUCAGUGCCCAGCGAGCAGGAAUCCAGCUCCACCUAUGAACGCAUCUUCCCACUGGGAACCGACUACCAAGAGCCAUCCCGCCUCGUCCGCAAACUGCCUGAGUUCUCUCAAACUUCAGAGGAUGCUUCAUCUACAAGUACAGCUUCCAAGUCUGCUCAAGCAAGUGCACAAGAGGGUGCUCCACAUUACGCUGAGGCAGAUAUUGUCAACCUGCAAGGUGUGACUGGGGGCAACCUGUACGCUGUGCCUGCCCUCACCAUGGACUUGUUGUCAGGGAAAGAUGUUGCUGUGGAAGAGUUUCCACGGAAACUGCUUACCUUUAAAGAAAAGCUUGGAGAAGGACAGUUUGGAGAGGUGCAUCUGUGUGAAGCAGAAGGCAUGAAAGACUUCAUGGAUGAGGACUUCUCCUUCGAUGUCAUCGAAAACCAAACAGUGCUUGUUGCUGUUAAGAUGCUUCGAGCAGAUGCAAAUAAAAAUGCUAGGAAUGAUUUCUUGAAGGAAAUAAAGAUCAUGUCACGGUUGAAAGACCCCAACAUUAUCCGGCUCCUGGCAGUGUGUAUGAGCUCUGACCCUCUGUGUAUGAUCACUGAGUACAUGGAGAAUGGAGACCUUAAUCAGUUCCUGUCUCGCCAUGAGCCCGAGGGCAUGAUUGCUCUUCUCAGCAAUGCUCCAACAGUCAGCUGUAGUAACCUACACCACAUGGCCUCACAGAUUGCUUCAGGCAUGAAGUACCUCUCCUCUCUCAACUUUGUGCAUCGGGACUUGGCCACCCGCAACUGCUUAGUGGGGAAGAACUACACUAUCAAGAUUGCAGAUUUUGGCAUGAGUAGGAACCUGUACAGUGGAGACUAUUACCGCAUCCAGGGCAGAGCUGUGCUGCCCAUCCGCUGGAUGUCCUGGGAGAGCAUUCUUCUGGGGAAAUUCACCACAUCCAGUGAUGUCUGGGCUUUUGGAGUGACCCUUUGGGAGAUGCUUACCUUCUGUAAAGAGCAGCCUUAUUCACAGCUAUCAGACGAGCAGGUCAUUGAAAAUACAGGGGAGUUCUUUCGGGAUCAAAGGAGACAGAUAUACCUGCCCCAGCCUCCAAUGUGUCCUGACUCCAUCUACAAGCUCAUGUUAAGCUGCUGGCACAGGAACACCAAAGAACGCCCAUCAUUCCAGGAGAUUCAUUGUACCCUACUGGAGUGCAAGCCAUAGUGUCAUCUUAUUUUCCAACCUUGGCACCUUCAGAGACAUUUCAGUGCGUCCAAAGGACUCCAAUCAAUCAUACACUACAACAGGCACUUAUAUAGACAGAGAGAGAAGAAUCCAUCAUUCUUCUGUAGCAAUUUUUACUGUGAGUGUGCAAAGGCAAACUGAUAUAUAUUGUCAAAUUGAAUAAUGCAGUUUUUUACCCCCCUUAACUAAGUGUAUUUGGCUGGCAUACAAUAACUGGGCAGCACUAAUAAAUGGCAGCACUAAGGUCAAAAUAAAUGUAGCAAUGAAUUUAGGCACCUUUAGAUUUUACACGCUGUGCAUUUUCUCCAAAUUACUCUAUUCUAUCUAGAAUAUCUAAAGUUAUAAACAAACUGGCAUUGGAAAAUGAUUUGCCUUUUGUGAUUAACAUUUCCAUGUUAAUGUUGUUUUCAGUAUUUUGGGGCCGAAGACAGCUUGAAUGUAAAUAAGAAUGCAUUUUAAUUGAAAUUCAGAUUCAGCUUUGGUUUUAUCUUGAUGUCUCAAUGUUUGUGCAUAUGUUCAUCUCAUUUAUUAAGAAGUAUUUAAAAAACAUUAUAAUAAUUUUUUUUAAUAUUAUUAUCCUAGAGUAAGCUAAAACACACUUUCUAGUAGAAUAACAUUUUUGUUUUUUUAAUUUUAAGUGCACUAAUAUGGUUUUCACACAAUUUCAAAAUCAACAUUUGAAAAAGCAAAUCUAAAAUUAUGCAAAUGUUUCCAUAGGUCAAGGAAUUUUAAUAAUAAUAAUGAUAUCCUGAAACUACUUACAUAUAGUGUUAAUAUUUAAAUGUAUUACAUUACAAAAGUGUUUGUGCUUUUCCUCGUGUUAUUCACUAGAAUCUUCCUAUGGUGGUUAUUUAAGACUUGUAAAGGUGAAACUGAUCAUCUUAUUCUUUGCUCAAACCAACUUUUGCAUCAUGUCAUGAUAAUAGCUGAAAUUUUAGUAUUCUCAUUUUUGUAAAUCAACUUUGAAUUUCCAUAACUUUUACAGAAAUCACUGACAUUACACAAGUUACUUGCAUGAAGUUGGAUGAAAUCCAAUAGUAACAUUACUUUGUACUAAUCUCACAUUUUUCAUUGUUUGUCCUGUCAAAUGUCUUCAUUUUUUUUCUUUCUGGGUAUUUUUAUCAAACAGGGAACACUAUUUAUGCACAUUGAUUAUCAUCAUUUUAAUGUUGAGUAUCAAUAGAACAAUUGAAAAUAAGCUUUACUAAAGUGGUUUUGUCUUAUUUUAUAUAAAUGUAUAUUCAUUCUAGGUUGUGCUGAAUUGCUAAAAAUUUGGUUGGAGGAAUACUGGAUUUGUAUUGAACAGAUGCACUACGAUGGUUUACUGUACGUUGGGAUGUGAAAUGUGCUGCAAAUUGGACACUCAAAUUGAAUUUGUUAUUAAUUUGUACACUCGGAAAUCAUUUUUGAAAGGUCACUGUACAUGACUAUAAUAUUUAACAUUUGCACACCUUUUGUUUUCGGUUGCGAUCUACCAAACCAUAAGAAGUUAUUUGGAUCUGGAUUUAAAGGUCUAUGGAAUUAUGUAUGGCUGUAUUUUAACAUUCUUGACAUGACUGUUGAAGUUGCAUUUUACAUAGGUCUUUGCUUCAUUUCUGCACAGUUUAAUGCCAGAAAUGUGCCGGGUUUCUAAUCAAGUUUAUGUGAAGGUCUCACUAAUCAAUUAACCUUACAAUGGCAUAAAACAGGCCUAGGUAAUGAGUUGUUUACAAAAACCUGCAAAUAUUCCACAUUCUUCUUUUUAAAAAAAAAAAAAAAAAAGAUCCCGUAAAGAGUGGAAAUAAACUUCUAUUAUAGCCUAGUAAGCCUACUUUUGUGUACAUUGAAAAUGUCAUACUGAAGUGAAUGGGAAAACUGGAUGUUUUUUUUUUCAUAGCAAAAUACCCUGCAAUGUUUUAAUUAAUCCUUGGAAUACUCUCUUUGUCACCUCUCUAACUUGUGCAUUCUUGCAUUAUUCCUUUCAUAGACAUCAUGAUUUUCAAUUAAACUGUAAAUGUUUGGGAACUGUACAUAUGAUAGUAAAUUGUCAAGUCUAACAGUUGUUUCCUGGACAUUUUAUAAUUAUAAAAGCACACAUUUCAUAAUGACAGAAGCCUAGGUGACUGUAUCUGUCAGAUAAAGAAAGUGAUGACUAAAUUUGACAUUUGUGUACAUCUUAGAUUACACAUUUUAACAUUGUGUGUACUCAGAAGUGGAAAUAAAACUGAUUUUAAA
Messenger RNA from Xyrauchen texanus (razorback sucker), 4990 nucleotides. RefSeq names its product discoidin domain-containing receptor 2-like. The transcript has 17 exons. The coding region runs from base 152 to 2755 and encodes 867 amino acids. NCBI's taxonomy places the organism in Eukaryota, Metazoa, Chordata, Actinopteri, Cypriniformes, Catostomidae. The record is from RefSeq and is a predicted model, not a curated record. Gene Ontology annotation, biological process: cell surface receptor protein tyrosine kinase signaling pathway; protein phosphorylation; positive regulation of kinase activity. Gene Ontology annotation, molecular function: collagen binding; protein tyrosine kinase collagen receptor activity; ATP binding. Gene Ontology annotation, cellular component: membrane; signaling receptor complex.